Molecule: messenger RNA, 234 nt
Organism: Blepharisma stoltei
Lineage: Eukaryota; Ciliophora; Heterotrichea; Heterotrichida; Blepharismidae
Source: the annotation of a GenBank genome assembly
AUGAAAUCAUUAAAAUAUGAAAUUGUACUUCAUGUAUGGCUUUGUUGUUUUGGGUUGAAUUUUGUGAUGGAUUGGGAUAGAAGUGAUUUUGCGUUCCUCUUUUUCUUAGAAAGAUCAAUCUUUUCACGAGAAAUAACAGGACUUACCCGCUGUAGCCUGCUGAGGAUUUUCUAUUUAGAAGUUACUUUGUUUUCUAUUACUAUUCUGUUGAGAUUUCUAUUUCGUAAGUCAUAA